Molecule: messenger RNA, 1374 nt
Organism: Alternaria atra
Lineage: Eukaryota; Fungi; Ascomycota; Dothideomycetes; Pleosporales; Pleosporaceae
Exons: 1
Coding region: 1-1374 (457 amino acids)
Biological process (GO): phosphorylation; phosphorelay signal transduction system
Molecular function (GO): transferase activity, transferring phosphorus-containing groups
Source: RefSeq, a predicted model, not a curated record
AUGUUCUCAGCAGAAGCAAAAGCUGCCGGGAUUGACCUUGUGUUAGUUGUGGACCAGUCGUACCGUGAUAUGGAGAUCAAUUGGGCGUCUUUGGACCCAACGAGGGUGCUGCAGAUUCUCAUCAAUCUACUCACAAACGCCAUCAAAUUCACACGCUUAGAAUCGACGAAGCGAGUUACAGUCACCCUCACCGCAAGCGCAACUGAGCCCGCUUCGUCGCCAAUAGGAAUACAGUUCAACGAUGAGAGGCUGGUAGGACAAGAUUCCCACUUGGAAGAUGACUGGAAGGACGCCCAAGAGCUAUAUUAUCUGCAAUUCUCCGUUACCGAUACGGGACGUGGUCUUUCUGAUGACGAGAAAUGCAGCCUCUUCACCCGAUUUUCACAAGCCUCUCCUCGCACCCACAUACACUACGGAGGAUCUGGCCUUGGACUUUUCAUAUCGAGGCGUCUUACCGAAUUGCAGGGCGGAUCGAUCGGUGUCGCUAGCGAAUCUGGAAGAGGUAGCACGUUCUCUUUUUACAUUAAGUCACGUCGAGCAAGACCUGCGAUGGCUCGGAAAGGUAAUCUACCGCAAGUUUUCCCCGAAGACAUCAAACACAGACAGCCAAUACCGCUCGUCAGCCUUGUACGCCCGUCUCCUCCCUUGCGCAAACCUACAAGCGAGACUAGCCAACGAUCCGACUCUGCGAGUCCAAAAGCACGACGCCAGUCGAUACAGUCAAGACCAUCGCAGACUGAACACUCUCAUGUUCGCCCCGAAACUCUUGGGCUACCAGAAGGUCCUGACCUACAAGAACUAAAGCGCACAAAAAGUAUACCAGAUACGUUACACGUUCUUAUAGUGGAAGACAAUCUCAUCAACCAGCGUGUUCUUGCUAAACAAUUACGCAAUUUAGGAUGUGUUGUGAGCGUCGCCAAUCAUGGUCAGGAAGCGCUCGACUUCCUACCAAAGACUACACUCUGGAACAACGAUCACCCUAUGUCGAACUCGAUUGCACUAAAGGAAAUGUUCCACAUUCCGUCCACAGAGCCUAUACCUAAUGGCCAUAACGAUGCAUUACCGGUUGAGCUGAGCCUCAUCCUCAUGGACUGGGAGAUGCCUAUUAUGAACGGGCUUACGGCCGUUGCCGAAAUACGAAAACUCGAGGAACAGGGCUUGUUGAAGGAGAGGGUACCAAUCAUCGGAAUCACAGCGAAUGUGCGCCAACAGCAGAUCGAGCAGGCCAUGGCUACAGGCAUGGAUGACGUUGUUGGUAAACCCUUUAGGGUUGCUGAACUGCUAGUGCGGAUGAAGGGGAUCGUUGCAGGAAUGGGGCCCGAAGGUCCAAAUGGAAAUGCGCAUCUGACUGAGGGGUAUACGAGCUUUGGGUGA